AUGAGCGUUAUCAACUACUAGUCAUUCUAAGAUUUGGAUUAAAUUGAUCCUUAUUAUCUCCUCAACACCAAUAAUCAUUUAAACAGUAAUGGCAAUUCAUCAGCACAAAUGUGGUAUUAAUCUUCUUAAAAUUCUCAACCACUUCACACAGUUUCUCAAGCUGGUAUUCACGAGCCCUAUCACUUACAGCAAGAAUAAUACGAAAAUCAUACAAAUGCCAAUUACCAUGACAUUUCUUUUUAAAAGCACAGUGAAAACGAAUGCACUGAUUUGCUAUCAAGAGAAGUCCCUUCAAUUGCCUUUGAGUAACCUAUUGCCACUUCAAAUAAAAUAAAUGCAAAAUAAUCUUCAAUUCAAGAGCUUCUCCCAACAAAGGAAGAUUAAUUUUUCUAUUCAAACUAAGACUCAGGCAAUGAUAUUCAAAAUGCUUAGACUCGCUCAAACAGUUUCCAAUCUGAAAAUUAAACAUGUUCAGCUUCUACUAUUAAAUUAUCAAAUAAAAUGGGAAAUUCUGUCACCUACUCAACAAUUUCAGACAUGAAGCAAAAUUUAGAACAAACUAAAAGUUCUUACACUGAUUUAUCUCCUCAUUUGCCUUUGAGUUAAAAUAUUUAAUAUGAUCCUUAUUAGAAUUCAUCAACUUCUUCUUGUUCUUCAAUUUCUUUGUGCUGUCCUACAGUUUAGCAUAACAUAUAAAUGAAUGCAGAAAACAGAGGAGAAUCAAGAACUGAUGACCCUUUCCAUCCUCAAGGUUGCUACUAUCCCUAAAAUCUGAACAAUUAAGCUGCCAGUUCCUAAAUGCCUUACAUAAGUGAUGCUGAAUAUCCUUCCUAUGGAGCUGCAUAUCCUCAUUCUUUAGAGGAGUACCAUUUUAACCAUAAAAAAUGUCUUGUUGAAAAUAGUUAAAAUGCUUUCUAGAUGCCUUAAAAUGGGGAAAGAGCUGAAUCACACGCCAUGAAAAAUUAUUAAUAGAAUAAUGAUAAAAUAUAGAUAAGUAAUUUUAAUAGAUACUAUGAAUAAGACUAUCAGAACUAAGAUAACUUUAAAAACGUUGAAAAUGCACAAUAAUAUUAAUAUUCUAGUAAUCUUAAUCAAUGCUACUAUGAAAGACAUGCUUUAGGAAAUGUCAGAAGUGCUAACACAGGUGUUUCUCACCCAUAUUUUUCAGGAAAUGCAUAUUACUAUGGAAGUAGCCACUCUUCCUUUUAAAAUGCCCUUGGCUAAAACUAUUAUAAUAACUUCCAUUUUUCUUAGCCAGCCCAUUAUGGAUAUAAACUUAAUUAAGAAAAAUCAAAUGAAGUAUAAGGUCAUAAUACUUAAUCAAAUUAUUCUAGAGCUCAGUACAAUAACUAAAAUAGCAGCUUUUACAAUUAAAAUUACUCUCAUAAAUAUUACCAAGGCCAUUUUGAUCCAGAAACUAAUUUCGAUCAAGAAUAAAAUAUUGAGUUAGAGGGUAAAUGUAAUUAGGGGGAAAUUCAUCAUCAUUCAUAUUAGUCUACAUUCUAAAAUCAUUUUAAUCCUUCAUACGCUGCUUAUCCUGCUGGAGGCCAUGCAAAAUUUAUCAGUAAUCAAGAAUAUGAAGGAGCCCCAAAAGACUAGCAUAACAAUAAUGGACUUUUUUACAACGCUCUUAAUAAUACCACUUUACCUGUCUCUUCUACUGUCCCACAAAUCAAUAAAAGUGAAUAAGAUAUCAUUAAUAAUUUCUAACCAGAAUUUAAUAGAUUAAAAAGUUAAUAAAUAAAUGGUGUUGACCAAAGACAAAUUAAGUUAAUUUCAUAGCCUUAAAACAACAUUUAAAGCCAAAGAAAGUUUUCUAAUGAAUAGAUACCUAUUAAUUAAAUGUAACAAACUGAUGACUAGCCUCAAUCUGAAAUAAGCAGCCGUCAUCGUGAAAGUAUUGACACUAUAGUAUCUGGUAAUUAAAGUCAAGACACUUUAAUGAAUAAGGAAAUCAUUUCUAUCAAUUUCAAAAACACAAAGUAAGAAAUCAUCUUUGAAGAUUCCUAAGACGAAUGCUCUUCUCCUGGAUCUGCUAAACACAUUACUGUAGAAUCAGCAAGAGCCAGAGCUAAAACAAUUAACAUUAUUCGCUCUCCUUUACCUAAAAAGUAAAACUCCUCCAUUUCACUGAAAUAAACCCCCAAAAACUCUCCCACACCAAAGAAGGCUAAGAAGAGUUUGGAUAUAACUGUAGGUUUAGAAGAAGAUGAGGAGGAAAAAGAGCUAAGAUUAAAGUUAGAGUAAGUCAAGAUCGAGAAAAAAUUGAGUAUUGAUACUUGCAGCGUAGGUGAGGACGAUGAAGAAGAUGAUGAAGAUGGAGAUAAUUGUGGUGAUAAUGAUAGCUAAGAAAAUUACCCAAUCUCUAAAGAGCUUUUAAUGCUUACUUAAAACAAAAAGAAUGUUGUAAAAAAUAUAAUGAGUGCCUUUAAAACAUUUGUAUUGACAUGGGGUGAAAAAAAGGCUAUUGAGUAAAUUUAUAACUCUUCAAACAGCAGCUGCGAAGAAAUCGAAGAUAUCUAACGCAAAUUUAAAAGAUAUAUCGGUUCAAAGAGUUUCAACCAUUAUUCUCUUCGUCUUUUAAUUUUACAUGUAAACUAUGGACCAAUAUUUAAAUUCUUCCUAGAAAAAUUCUCCACCGAAUGGUUAGAAAAUAGUAAAAUAAAAGAUACUGAAUCCCACUAAAAGAUGAUUCAAUUCUUCCUCUCAUGCUUCGAAGAUAUCAAGAUAAUAGAUGCUCUUCGCCGCCACCCUAAGAAAAAAUGCAGAUUUUCAUGA
This is a messenger RNA of Tetrahymena thermophila SB210, 2778 nucleotides long. RefSeq lists its product as hypothetical. Lineage: Eukaryota; Ciliophora; Oligohymenophorea; Hymenostomatida; Tetrahymenidae. The transcript is spliced from 2 exons. The record is from RefSeq and is a predicted model, not a curated record.